This is a messenger RNA of Malaclemys terrapin pileata, 3952 nucleotides long. RefSeq names its product pre-mRNA 3'-end-processing factor FIP1-like. Gene Ontology annotation, cellular component: mRNA cleavage and polyadenylation specificity factor complex. The transcript has 15 exons. Bases 1195 to 2664 code for a protein of 489 amino acids. The record is from RefSeq and is a predicted model, not a curated record. Lineage: Eukaryota; Metazoa; Chordata; Testudines; Emydidae. Gene Ontology annotation, molecular function: RNA binding.
AACCUUACUGUUCGGACAUCUUUUGGAUGAGACCUUCAAAAACAAGUUCUGUGGUGAUAUGAAAAGUUACACUGGAUCCUUAAUAAGAUUAGAGGAUUCUCCCGGUAUCCUUGACCAAAAUUUCCCCCUCCCUCCCCACUAUACUUGUGCAGUGUGGUAUGCACCAGCUGUGCCUUCCUCCACCCCAGAGGUGUCUGCAUUUGAAUAUUUUUUGUAUAUGUACAUAUGAUAGGAAUUUCAAGAUUGUUGUACACCCACCAUAAACUGGAGUUCAGGAUGCUCAGAAACACAGAAAAUGUAGCCAGUGUUUGCUGCACUUUGGGACCAUUAUGAAUAUUAUCCUCUUUGGAGCAAGUAUCUUCAUUCAACCAAUAUGAACACACACAAGCAAACUGUGGACUAUCUUAUUGCACUUAGCAAAUGUAAUAUCAACUAUCCCUCAUGACAAGGACAGUCUCUGAUUUUAGACAUAAAUGUACUGCUAACCUACAUAAAUAGAGUUCUUGUCUCUUUAUGAUUUACAUGAGAUUAUCAGAAAUGCUCCAUAAGAUAAAGUAGCUACAUCCUUCAAUUUAUUAAUGUUUGCAAAUCACUUUAAAACCUUGACUGCAAAGUAUUAUUAUUAUUAUUAUUAUUUGCUUCCUGCUCUUAUUUUUCUUAUAGUCCUCAUUUUGAGUCUUUGUCUCAUAUAUAAACUUUGUAUGGAUUGUGCCAACAAGAUGAUUAUUUGCUAGACUCUUUGUUAACCAUUGAAAUUCCAGUAUGAUGUUCUCUCUGAAUAUGUUGACUAUUUGUGGGAAGACAGUGUACACAAAUUACAUGUAUUCAAUAUCUCUUGACAUUCCUUGAUGCAGAGGAUUUUGUGAAAUUAUAGCAGUGCUGUAAAAGGGGCUGUUUUAUCCCUGGCACAAAGGGUUAUGUUGGGAUUCAGGGGGUGGAAAUAAAAUGCCCAGGACUAUUGCCAACAUAAAAGCGAUGACACUAGUCCUGUCAAAGUGAUUAUUUGUUCUCGUCUUAAAACUGUAGGAAAGUGGCUGUUACUUUAUAGAUGUGUACUUGAACUUUAAAUUCACAAAUUGUAAUACGCAUCCACAGAUACUUCCUGUGAUUUGAAGCUGAAGACAUGCAGAAUCUUCUCAUCCUUUGCAAGAUGCUCCUCAGGAGAGCCGGCCUGUCACCGGUGAAGACCGAGAGAUGUCACAACAUGCCCCUCCGAGUGGUGAAGAUGAUGAGGAAGACAGUGAUAGCGACAGUGAUGAUGAUGAUGUGAAAGUUACCAUUGGCAACAUUAAAACAGGAGCACCAUCGUACAUGGGGACUCCUAUGAAUCUAAACUUAAAAACAGGUAGAGGCUAUGGAACAUCCUCUUCAGCCAAGUUACAGCCCAAAGGUAUUGAUCUAGAUGCCACAGGGAAUAUAAAUGGAUUGCCUGUAAUAGAAGUGGAUUUAGAUUCGUUUGAAGACAAACCGUGGCGGAAACCAGGUGCUGACCUUUCUGAUUACUUUAAUUAUGGAUUCAAUGAAGAAACAUGGAAAGCUUACUGUGAGAAACAGCGACGGCUUCAGCUUGGACUGGAUCCCUCUCCACCUAUCAGCAGUGAGAAUAAGAUCACAGUUCAGCAAGGAAGGACGGGAAAUGCAGAGAAAGAGCCAGAGAACAACAUUAUCAAAACGGAAUUCAAAACGGACUUUGUGGCUCUGAUAGGAGGGCGGAUGAAGGCUGGGCCUCCACCUAAUAGGAAGCUGGGUGGGACAAUUGAUGUGAUUGGUGGACAGGCAGGCACUAUUAGGAGGGUAGAAGGAAGACGCCGCGAUAAACACGCCUCUGAGGAAAAUCCCAUUCAGGUUCUUGGAGAUCAUGGAAAUAAGCCACAACUCCCACAGCAGCCCCAGCAACCAUCACAGCCCCAGCAGCCACCUCAACAACAGCCGUUUGUACCACCAGCAGGUCCCCCACCUCCCCCAAUUGCUGGGCCACCCCCACCACACUUUCUCCACCCUCCCCCUCCAGUUACUUCUGUCCCACCUCCUCUGCAUCCUCCAGGCUUGCCACCACCAGGUCCCAUUCCAGGGCUGUUCCCUCCACCUCUGGCUCCUCCACCAGCUCUCCUCAUUCCAACACUUGAUGGCCAACCUGCCGGCUACAAUAACAGGCAGCCUCCACCAUUUGGAUACAACUCUGCAGAUUCUGGUUUCAUCAGCUACCCUCCUAUUUCCACGUCUCACACGCCCUGGGUGACGACAGUGGAUAAGGGCACGAGCAGCUCCAGCAGCAGCCACUGGGAGUACUCCGGCUCAAGGCGUGAGAGAGAGAGGGAAAGGGAAAGGGAGAGAGACAGAGACCGGACUCCAACCACCAGUGAAUACAACAACGAUGAUGAGCGAUAUCGCUACUACAGUCGAGAGCGAAGCUAUGAUUUUGAGCGGGAUUAUCGCAGGAGUAGAGAUCGGAGCAGAGAGCGGGAGGAUCGCCACCGGGAGCGCAGGCACAGAGAGAAGGAGGAGAGCAGUAAACAUAAGUCUUCAAGACGUAAGCAGCACGAGAGUGAAGAGGGUGAAAGCCAUCGGCGCCACAAACACAAAAAGAACAAGCGCAGCAAAGAGGAGAAGGAGGCCAGUGAUGAUGGUGUCGCAGAGGGAGAUGAACAAGAUGCUAAGGAGUAACGGCUCCCAGCUGUCCUUUAGGAGGGACUUGCUCCUUUGCAAGCAGCGUGGCAUCUAACUUUAUUUUCCAAGGGAAGCAGAGAUGACUCCGGUGGCCAAGUAUUGAAACACAAUGUGACAGCUCAAGCGUUAAGGCUGAACACACAGUUAAACUUGGAUACGAGACAAAGUAAUGCAGUAACAGUAUAUACAGCACUGAGCUAUUCUUCUUGUAAACGACCCUAGAAGAACUUCAUUGUAUCAGAUCCUAUGGUUUCUGAUGAAAGACAGCUUCAGCUGAAACUAACGUACUUAGGUGAUAGGGUUUUUUUGCGCAACCAUGAUUCCUUUUUUUUAAAAAGUAGGACAGUAACUGCAACUUGAACUCUAUUGUCCAAAGAAAAGUGUGAUUUAGGUCCUCUGUGAGCCAGUUUAGAAUCUGGCGUCUGUUAGUGAAAGUCUCAUCCCCAAAUCCAUUUCUUUAUAGCUAUGAAAGUAUCUCUCAUCUGUCCAUGGCAGGAUUGGCAGCAUGUGGAAAGGAACUACUUUACAGGUGUCAUUUGAACCUGCUUUGGUCUAAUGGCUUUUAAAAGGUAGGACAUUCAGAGACUUCAAACCCAGCUUUUUUUUUUUUUUGUAACUCAUUGAGAAUGUAGUUCUACUACAUGUUAUACCUGUAAAUGGAAAGUCACGUUCCGUGGAAGACUGUGGUGAGAGCAUGUUUCUUUUUUUAAUUAGUUUGGAUUAUUUUUUUUGUAACAAUUGAGAUAAAUAAUCUAACACCUUAAGGAACAUGAAGCCCCAUCCAGCAGUUUGACAUUGUUGGGUUUACUUAUUUAUAUUCAACAUCAUUAAUACACCGGUGCAAUGCAUUUCACCCUGCCUCCUCCCCAUAGAUCUCAGAAUAAUGCAAUCAAAUUCCAUGCUCUGUUUGAUUUAGGGUUUGUUUUGUUUUUAAACAAAUUUCUCAGUGGAAGGUGGAGGUUUGUUGUGUAUACCUAGUUCUUAAACAGAAUACUGCACUUGUUUGUGUGAAGCCACAAGUAUCUAAUUUUAAGUAUCUUCCACUUCUAUGAAUUGAUAUUUAAAACUGUCUUAAUUCCUUCCCCAAAAUAAGAUGGUUCUGAAAUUUUACAUAUGAUUUUUUUGUACUGUAGUCAUGCAAGUCUGAGUGUUGUGUGAAGCUUACAACCUUUGAAACUUGAGCCCGUACAGCAUGAUAGCAAUUUGUAUGCUAUGACACUGCAUUUGAUGGGUCAUUAACUACAAAACCUGUGGGAAGCAGAAUAAAGCAAUUUUUUUUUGUAAA